Messenger RNA from Wallemia mellicola CBS 633.66, 747 nucleotides. RefSeq lists its product as hypothetical. The coding region runs from base 1 to 747 and encodes 248 amino acids. NCBI's taxonomy places the organism in Eukaryota, Fungi, Basidiomycota, Wallemiomycetes, Wallemiales, Wallemiaceae. The record is from RefSeq and is a predicted model, not a curated record. Gene Ontology annotation, cellular component: plasma membrane; cell cortex of cell tip. Gene Ontology annotation, biological process: fungal-type cell wall organization. The transcript is spliced from 4 exons.
AUGCUCAAAUUCAUUGCUCAAUUGAUCUUCGUUCUAUUGACACUCUCUGCUGGAGUGAUCAAUAUUUUUGUCAACAUUAGUGCCAUCAGCACAGAUUUGGUACCAUCAGCACUCAAAUACAUUACAGUAGAUACUUCUCUACUGGGUCAGUCGCUCUCUAGUCAAAAUGCCGAGUUAGAUAGUCUUUACACAACAAACUCGGACGACCCUCUCGGACAAGGGUUAGGGGUUAGACAGGACUACUACUUCGGUCAAUAUGCCUAUUGUGGUACACUUGAGGGUAGACGAGAUGGUGUAUGCCUGUUAGGGAGAGACUCGGGCUCGGAGUUUAUCUCCAGACUCGAUCCGUACACCUAUAUAAUUAAUGACACACCGGAGAAUCUUAAAGACGGUGUCAGGUCCCUCCUCGAAGCUCCCGAUACAACUUUUACAGCCAGUGACUAUCUGAGAAGGUACAGUGCUGCAGCCUACUGGCUCAUUUUCCUCUCUGCCAUCUUCACAGGUGUUGCUCUCUUCACCGGUGUCGUGCCUACGCGUUACACAUUCUUCUUUGGUGGAGUAUUUUGUCUGCUUGCAUUUUUGACUGUAGCUGUUGGUGCAGCAAUACUUACAGCUUUGAUUGCAAAAAUCAGGCAUAUCAAUGGAGAAGCGCUGGGAGUUUAUGUCCACUUUGGCGUGUCAUUGUGGUUAGUCUGGAUUACAGCAUUUGUUCUCAUGAUAGCUACACCUUUCUACUUCUUAGCGUGA